This is a messenger RNA of Labrus bergylta (ballan wrasse), 918 nucleotides long. The record is from RefSeq and is a predicted model, not a curated record. NCBI's taxonomy places the organism in Eukaryota, Metazoa, Chordata, Actinopteri, Labriformes, Labridae.
ACACACACACACACACAGACACACAGAGUGCAGUAAGAGUUCAAGCGCCAGUGUGCGUUUACUACAAUUAAGGAGAGUAGAAGUGUUCUUUUGGGGGAAGUGUUCUGUUUAUUCAUCCACUUUACUUCUGGUCGGGACGCGGUCGCAGCGAGUGUCCUACUGUUUCUGUUUGCGUCAGCUAAUUAAGGAGAGUGAAAGUGAGACAGAGCUGGAUGCACAGGGUUUUGCAGAGAAAGGGCAGAGUGAAUACAGGAACAGGACCAACUCCACACACCAUGGAGAGAGACGACUCUUUUAAUCUGAAUGACGUCGGGGCUCCACGCUGCGCGUCUGGCAGUAAUCAUGGCAGAAAAGGGAAGAGGACUACGGCGCUACUGUCCCAUGCAGGGGUCCCAUUAGUGGGAUUGAUGUUGUUGGCCACCCUCCCUUUUGUAGCAAGCAUCCAACAAAGUGUCCCCCGGGUCAAACUCAGCCACAGAGAACUUCUGCAGGCUGGCAGCGUGUCUCUCUUUCUGGGCCCCUCCGAUGGUCUCCACUCCCACUCGCUGCUGUUGGAUGAGGAGAGAGGCCGUCUUCUUUUCGGGGCUCGGGAUCACAUCUACCUGCUUGACCCUGACAAUCUGGCCCACGCUCCCAGAAAGAUUCACUGGCCUGCUCCCCGGGACCGAGUGGAAAUGUGCAGACUAGCAGGAAAAAAUGCGAAUUUGGAGUGUGCCAACUUUGUCAGGGUCCUCCACAACUACAAUCGAACACACGUCUACGCCUGUGGGACGGGAGCGUUCCAUCCCAGCUGCGCUUUCGUCGAAAUCGCCGGACGCAGAGAGGAUGGUGUGUUCCAGCUUCUUUCUUCUACAGUGGAGUCUGGCAGAUUGAAAUGUCCUUUUGAUCCCCUGCAGUCAUUCACUUCAAUCCUCACAG